This is a messenger RNA of Hyaena hyaena (striped hyena), 2251 nucleotides long. It is a transcript of the gene ARMC7, whose product is annotated as armadillo repeat containing 7. Gene Ontology annotation, molecular function: protein binding. Lineage: Eukaryota; Metazoa; Chordata; Mammalia; Carnivora; Hyaenidae. Bases 452 to 1048 code for a protein of 198 amino acids. The transcript is spliced from 3 exons. The record is from RefSeq and is a predicted model, not a curated record.
CCGACUCCUCUGGGUUCCCAAGCGCCUUGGAGGCAUUCCUCGAUGCAGCCUCAGCCUUCACCACCGCUCCGGACACGGAAACCUCCAGCCAGGCACUUAAAGCACAAAACGCGUCGCGCACGCGCGCCGAGCGCAGGACGACCCAGCCCCUUGUUUGCCUAGGCCCGCCCCUUCCGCCCUCUGGGGCGGGACUAAGUGCGGCUUCCGCCGGAAACCUGGAACCGAACGGAAAACCAAGUUCUGAAGCUGAGGCCGGGGUGGUACUCUUCCUUCCUCCUCGUCUCCGGCAUCCAAAUUUAGGUUUCCAAGCCUAAUUUGUAUGAGGUCCUGAGGUCCCACCUCAUCCCCACAUUCCGACUUCCUCAGAACCUGAGGCCAGGAAAGGAACCUAUCUCCUCCGUCACCCCCUCACUCUCCCGCCCUUCCCCGGGCCCCCUCGGCCCCCCUGACCAUGGCCCAGAAGCCGAAGGUAGACCCCCACGUCGGGCGCCUGGGAUACCUGCAGGCACUGGUCACGGAGUUCCAAGAGACGGAGAGCCAAGACGCCAAGGAGCAAGUACUGGCCAACCUCGCCAACUUCGCCUAUGACCCCAAUAACUACCAGUAUCUGCGGCAGCUGCAGGUCCUCGAUUUAUUCCUCGAUUCGCUGUCGGAGGAGAAUGAAACCCUGGUGGAGUUUGCUAUCGGAGGCCUCUGCAACCUGUGUCCAGACAGGGCCAACAAGGAGCACAUCCUGCAGACAGGGGGCAUCCCCCUCAUCAUCAACUGCCUGUCCAGUCCCAACGAGGAGACCGUGCUGUCUGCUGUCACCACGCUCAUGUACCUGAGCUCGCCAGGCUCUGGCUCGCACCCUGAGCUGACCGCCAUGCCCGUGGUGCAGUGCAUGCUGCGCUUCUCUCUCUCAGCCAAUUCAAGGCUCCGGAACCUGGCCCAGAUCUUCCUCGAAGACUUCUGUUCCCCAAGCCAGGUGGCGGAAGCCCGCAGCUGGCGGGCUCACUCUGCCCUGGGCAUCCCACUGCCAAGGACUGAGGCCCCCCAGCAGCCCUGACCCAAGGAGAUUUCACGGCCAUGGCACCCUGACUGCUGGAGAUGAGACCACGAUCCGGGUGGGGGCUCAGGGAGCAGGAGCACCCUGGCUCCCCCUGAGCAUGUUCUCUCCAAAAGGUGCCCUUUAAGGUAUUUUAAAGGUGAGUCUUCUCAGUGUGACAGGUGUUUACACUGUGAUGAGAGGCAUGAGUGAGGAAGCCAGAAUAGAGGGAUGUGGAAGUGGGCAAAGGCAGUGCCAUUUCCAUAGGUUGACAUUCUCAACCAGCUGGAGGUCAAGGGCCUGCCUCCUGCCACCACCAAGCCCUUGUGUGAGAGUGAAGCCGCUGGGACCCAAGAUCCAGAGGCCUUAUAGAAGGGGUCGUCAUGAGGAGCAGCUGUGCCUGGGAUUAGGAGAAUUGCUUCUGUUUGAGGGAAGAGGAAUUCUUUAUCAUAUCUGGAGUAAUCAUGAGGAAUAGAAAUGAGAAGCCAGCUCUGGGAAGCUGGCCAUGCCCACUCCAGGGCUAUGGAAGCUGGGUACCUACACCGCAAGCUCUCCCUGCUGGGCAUUGGGUAUGGUGGACACCAGCCCGGAGAACUCUGGCCGAGGAUCACCUGUUUAUCCACAGGCCUAUCUGCCAAGCACCAUGAGCUUCAAAGACAAAGGUGUGGUCUCUAUUCUGUAGAGAUGCAGUCCAUAAGACCAUGAGUAUGAGGGUGAGGACACAUCAGAAUAAGGCACAGAGCCUUGAAGCUGCAUAUUCUCCCCUCACCACCCCGUGGCCCCAGCCUGAGCGCCCUGGCCCUCCUCUGCCAUCAGGGUUGGGUUAGUGAGGAGUCGUCCCUGGCCCUGGAAGUCUCAGACUCAGGAGGGCUUCGGGAGGGCAAGAGUGGUGGCUUAAGGGACCAGAUACUGACAAGUCUGUGGCUUAGAGUCCAUAAUGUACAUUGACCAGCACAGGGGAAGCGGUGUGGGAUGCCCCUGGAGAGUCAGGGUUCAGGAGCAAUGGGGAACUUCCUGGCCUCCCUUCUGCACUCCCUUAAGGUUGACCUCUAACAUGGCCAAGGUGAAAGAUGGCAGAUACAAGAGGGAUGGUAUCCAGACGGAGGUGGCAUGAAGGAUAGGAAGAGGGAAGAGAAAGCUUCCUUCUCAGCCUGCAUUCCACCUGCUUCCCUAGGGCUCCUGUACCUUUACUUUCCCAAAUAAAGGACGUUUAAAGAGUGGUGA